Cyanidioschyzon merolae strain 10D is the source of this 465-nucleotide messenger RNA. RefSeq names its product 40S ribosomal protein S20. Bases 1 to 465 code for a protein of 154 amino acids. Gene Ontology annotation, molecular function: structural constituent of ribosome. The transcript has a single exon. Gene Ontology annotation, biological process: translation. Lineage: Eukaryota; Rhodophyta; Bangiophyceae; Cyanidiales; Cyanidiaceae. Gene Ontology annotation, cellular component: cytosolic small ribosomal subunit; ribosome. The record is from RefSeq and is a predicted model, not a curated record.
AUGGCGACUCCUGGAGUGGGGUUUGGACCGGCAAAGAAGCCUGGCUAUGAGACUUCAUCGGAGCCUUUUCAUAAAAUACGGAUCACCUUAGCUUCGAGAAACGUGCGAGCGCUGGAAAAGGUCUGUUUUGAUCUUGUUCAGGGCGCGAAAAGCAAGGGAGCAGUUUCUCGCGCGGAACGCUCGCAGAUGCGAGUCGAUGGCGCGCUGCUGGGAGCGUCAUCAGGUGCGUCGUCUGAGAAGGGGCGGCUCAUGCGAGUAAAAGGUCCAGUGCCGCUGCCGACACGUCGUCUGCGCAUCACGACGCGCAAGUCACCGUGUGGAGAGGGAACCAACACCUGGGAUCGUUUCGAGAUGCGCAUUCACAAACGUAUUAUUGACCUUGAAGCGCCCACUGACGUAGUGAAAAGUAUUACUGCUGUUUCUAUCGAGCCCGGUGUGGAAGUUGAGGUUACCAUACAGGAGUAA